Pipistrellus nathusii (Nathusius's pipistrelle) is the source of this 1173-nucleotide messenger RNA. The record is from the annotation of a GenBank genome assembly. Lineage: Eukaryota; Metazoa; Chordata; Mammalia; Chiroptera; Vespertilionidae.
AUGGGGCGGCGGCGGCGGCCGGCGGGCCUGGCGGGCGCGGCGGGGGCUCUGCCCGAGGCCAUCGCCGCGCUGAGCCGCGCGCUGCCCGCCGGGCCCAGCCCCGAGACCUUCCGCCGCGCCAAGUUCGACCGUCCGGAGGCGGCGCCCGCACUAUGGCGGCUGCUCUUCCGCGUGCUCUCGCCGCCGCGGGCUGACGGCGCCUCCGCCUCGCGCGCCCUGGAGGCCCAGGCGCGCUGGGUGAAGGCGGCGCUGCUCGCCCAGGGCUACCCCCGGCUCCGGCUGGCUCAGCUCCCGGACGAUGGCUCCCAGGGCAGCCGCGAGCUGCUGCUGGCCCUUUCCUGGCUCCUGGCCCGCAAGCCCCUGCUGGAGCGGCUGCUGGCCCGGACCCGCGUGCGGCUGGGCGACGAGCUGCCUGCGUUUGAGUGUGGGGCCCUGGCCAGCCCCGGCCUGCCUGCCCCGCGGUUGGAAGCAGAUGGCCCUGUGGAUGCCCGCCACCUGCAGUGGCUGAUGGGGAAGCUGCGAUUUCGGUGGCGAAACCUGAUGGCCAGUCAGCAGGAGCAGUGCGCGCUCCUGGGCAAGCUGCUGCCGAGGCUGGAGAGCGAGAACGCCCGCCUGGAGGCCGCCCUGGAGUGGCGGCGACGGGAGCUGGUCUUCUGGCAGUGGAUGGACACGGUGCUGGGGGCCUGCCCCACGGAGGCCCCGCAGCCCGCGUGUCUGCCUGGUCUCGGAGGGCGCGGGCGCACGGCCGGUGCACGGGACCCGGUGGCGUGGGAGCUGCAGGCGCUGCAGAAGGAGCUCCAGGCGGCAGUGGGCGCCCGGCGGGCGGCCUGGGCGGCCAGGGUCAAAGGCCAGGGGCCGGAGUGGAGCGCCGCGCGACAGGCCGCACAGGAGGCCGCGAGGGAGGCGGUGGGCCGGGAGCUAGCCGCCCUGCGCCAGGCCUGGGAGCGAGGCGGGGGCCCCCAGCCCCACGGGCCCCUCCGGCUGGUGAGGACUGAGGCCGGGGGGCCGGGGGCCCCGGGCCUGCGUGCUGCCGAGGCGAUCGGGGCGCUGAGGAGCCGGGAGGCCUGCCUGGAGGCGGCGCUGCACCAGCUCCAGGCGCAGUGCCGGCAGCAGCUGGCCAGGCUGGCGGGAGCCCUGCCCGGCCUCCUCUGGAUCCCGCCGCCCGGACGCUGA